Aspergillus tanneri is the source of this 1542-nucleotide messenger RNA. RefSeq names its product cytochrome P450 monooxygenase gliC (gene gliC). Lineage: Eukaryota; Fungi; Ascomycota; Eurotiomycetes; Eurotiales; Aspergillaceae. The transcript is spliced from 4 exons. The coding region runs from base 1 to 1542 and encodes 513 amino acids. The record is from RefSeq and is a predicted model, not a curated record. Gene Ontology annotation, molecular function: monooxygenase activity; heme binding; iron ion binding.
AUGGAUCAGGAAGUGAACUCUCAUCUAUUUGUCUUCACCAUUGCUAGCCUGUGCCUUGUGUCACUCGGCAUUAUUGGUUUAGUCGAGCUCAUUUGGCCAGGUCGCUUACCCAGAUGGCUCAUACAUCCAGUAUCCAACAUUAUCAAUACAUAUCUUGAAUGGAGGUAUCCCAUCCUCCAUAAAGACAGACGAAAGAAAAUCCCAUCCUGUCGCUACGUGUGGCCCAACGGCCAAGGAGAUACGGCCAAGUUCUUGGAUGGAAUUGAAAACUCCGGCACCUGGGAGAAGCAGAAUGGGUCAGUAUAUCGAAUUUGGUCGGGUAUGAAGCCGGAAAUCGUCCUAACCCAACCCCACCAGCUACAAGCGGUAUUCAAAGACUCGGACAAACAUUCAAAGGCACCCGCGAAUAAUUCAGGAUUCUACAUGAGCCAACUGCUGGGGCAAUGUGUUGGUCUAAUCAGCGGACGGGACUGGCAGGCUGUACGAAAAGUGGCAGAAGUACCAUUUGGUCACAGAGCUAUCUCGUCUCGAAUCCCUGAUUUUGAACGCCAUGUUACAGAACAAUUCCAAAAGCUACACUUGUACGGCAAUCUCGAUCAAGGACUUAUCCACCCAACAGACGACUUGAAGAUGCUACCAUUUUGGAUUGUAGCGGAGGUCUUCUACGGGCAUCUUCCCACAUUCCUAAUUAAGGAACUAGAUGACCUGGCACCUCUACGUGAGCGGGUGUUUAAAUACGUCAUCAAAGGUGGCAUUCAUCGAUUCUCCUGGACACGGUGGCUACCUACUGCGGCAAAUGCCGACCUGAACAAGUUCAAGCAGGCAUGGAGGGGCUUCAACCAUCGCGCAUUGCGGUAUGCCCAGGCCAAUAAUCUUCAGGUGCCUAUCGCCCACAUGCAAGCAGCCGUGGCAGCUGGACAGAUUACAGAGGAGCAGUUGUUGCAGACCCUUGAUGAGGCCUUGUACGCAAACCUAGACGUGACUACAGGUGGUCUUUCCUGGAACCUUGUCUUCCUUGCCGCUCACCCGGAAGUCCAAUCUCAAUUACGGCAUGAAAUAUCCGAGGCCGAAUCGAAGAAUGAAUUACACGCGUAUAUCACCAAUCGGGCCACGUAUCUGGCGGCCUGCGUGCUCGAGUCCAGUCGGCUGAGACCGUUGGCCGCAUUUAGUGUGCCACAGGCCGCGCCUACCGCACGAGAGAUCAAUGGAUACAUCAUUCCUGCUGGGACGAGUUUCAUUGUGGAUAGUUACGCGCUGAACGUGCGGAAUGAAGCGUGGAUGCCCGAUAACAAUGCUUACCGGCCGGAGCGUUUCCUCGGGGGCCGAGGUUCGGACCGUCGAUAUUUGUUUUGGCGCUUCGGGUUUGGCCCUAGGCAGUGCAUGGGGAAACACGUCGCUGAUAUGGUAAUCAGGACGACUCUAGCACACCUUGUACAUCAUUACGAUCUUAGUUUGCUGAAUGGCGGUGUUCCCUGGACCAGGAACCGCGAGAGCUGGAUCACUCAUCCGGAUUUCCAGCUGCGGUGUCUCAAGAGAGCAUGA